AUGGUGUGGCCGACAUGGGAAAAUCCUCGGCGAGAACACAUGGCCAAGGUGAGUGCCCAAUACUUUACUUGUGUAUAUUUUAAAUAUCGCCCGGGAGUUUUCCCGCAUUUCGCACAAUGGCGACACAUACGGCAACACCGACCGCACUCGGAAAGUAGAUGCGCGCGCCGCUGUGGUGGCGCUAGUGUGCGUCCUCCGCGAGUAUCGGCCCCGCGGUGGGCCGAAGCACGCGUGCGGAGCGCUUCGCAGUGCGGGUCUGUGCGCGUCGUGGUCGUGAAAGAAGUGAACAGCGGGGUGGCCAACCGCGCCAGUGCGCGACAUGGCGCGGCGGUAGCGGCGCGGAUGUGCGCGCGCUCGGAAGCCGUGGAGCUGGAGGUGCUCGGCGCGGAGGGCGAAGCGCGCUUGCCGCCGCGCCCCUUGCGCCUCUCCCUCCUCGAGCUUCUAGGAAAGCUGGUGCGAAGAGACCAGCCGGCUGCGCCGCGCCGCCGCACCAGGCAUAACCAUAGAUUUCGCACGUUCGUCUCCUGCGAAAAUGAACGAAGAAUUAAAGCUAACAAUAGAGAGUACAACGCCCAGUUCCGCUAUGCUAACAACUACAUCAAGACUUCGAAGUACUCGAUCAUAACAUUUCUGCCGUUGAACCUUUUGGAGCAGUUCCAGCGCUUAGCUAACUUCUACUUUCUAUGCCUGCUGGUGCUGCAGCUGAUCCCGGCCAUCUCUUCACUGACGCCUAUCACUACCGCCAUACCGCUUAUUGGUGUGCUCGCACUGACUGCCGUUAAAGACGCGUACGACGAUUUUCAAAGACACCAGAACGACUCUCAAGUGAACCACAGGCGAGCGAAGACCUUGCGCAAUGGGAAGCUUGUGGAGGAGAAGUGGGCGUCUGUUCAGGUGGGAGACGUCAUCCGGCUGGAGAACGACCAGUUCGUGGCCGCGGAUAUCUUGCUCCUCAGCAGCUCGGAGCCGAAUGGUCUCUGCUACAUUGAGACCGCCGAGCUUGAUGGGGAGACGAACUUAAAAUGUCGUCAGUGCCUCCUGGAGACCGCUGCCAUGGGGCAGGACGACGCACAAUUGGGUGCUUUCGACGGCGAAAUUGUCUGCGAAACACCCAACAAUCUACUUAAUAAGUUUGAAGGUACGUUAAGUUGGCGCGAUCAGCAUUUCUCGUUAGACAAUGACAAGAUUCUGUUGCGCGGUUGCGUGUUGCGCAACACCUCGUGGUGCUACGGGGUCGUCGUCUUCGCCGGAAAGGACACCAAGCUAAUGCAGAACUCCGGCAAGACCAAAUUCAAACGCACCAGCAUAGAUAGGCUACUUAAUUUUCUUAUUAUAGGGAUAGUUUUGUUCCUGCUGUCGAUGUGUGUGUUCUGCACGGUGGCGUGCGGCAUUUGGGAGUGGCUGGUGGGGCAGUACUUCCAAGCAUACCUCCCCUGGGACACGCUGGUGCCCGCGGAGCCGGCGUCGGGGGCCACCGUCAUCGCUAUUCUAGUGUUUUUCUCCUAUGCCAUUGUGAUGAAUACCGUCGUGCCCAUAUCGCUUUAUGUCUCUGUUGAGGUGAUAAGAUUUGCGCAAAGUUUUCUAAUAAACUGGGAUGAAAAGAUGUAUUAUGAAAAGACUGGGACCGCAGCCAAGGCUCGGACGACCACCUUAAACGAGGAGCUAGGUCAGAUCCAAUACAUUUUCUCUGACAAGACUGGCACCCUCACACAGAACAUAAUGACGUUCAACAAGUGCUCGAUAGCCGGCGUCUGUUACGGCGACAUUGUUGACGAGAACACCGGGGAGACCAUCGAACUCACAGACCGUCGCAGCGGGGCGGCUGGCGCCAGCGCUGGGACAGUACGCGCGCGCCUAUUGGACCUCGAGCACGAGCAGGGCCGCAGCACGCCCGCGCACCGCAACGCGCACAACACAGAGCCCCUCGAUUUUUCGGACAAUCCUGAAUAUGAGCCCGAGUUCAAGUUCUUCGAUUCCAAGCUUUUGAAAGCUGUGAAACAAGGGGAUUCUAAUGUUUACGACUUCUUUCGUCUGCUUGCCUUAUGUCACACUGUAAUGCCAGAACAGAAGAAUGGACGUCUGGAAUAUCAAGCGCAGUCACCCGACGAAGCUGCUCUCGUUUCAGCCGCGAGAAAUUUCGGCUUUGUGUUCAGAGAGCGAUCGCCUAAUACAAUUACAAUAGAAGUUAUGGGUAAAACUGAGGUGUACGAGUUAUUGUGUAUAUUAGAUUUUAAUAAUGUAAGAAAGAGAAUGUCAGUGAUAUUGAAGAAGGAUGGUGAAAUUAGAUUAUAUACUAAAGGUGCUGAUAAUGUUAUCUACGAGAGGUUAAAGAAUAACUGCCAAGAAGAUGUCAAAUCGAAAACCCAGGAGCAUUUAAACAAAUUUGCGGGCGAAGGCCUUCGCACGUUGGCGUUAGCUUGGCGGCCGUUGGAGGAGCGAGGGUUUGCCGAGUGGAAGCGACGACAUCAAGCCGCUGCGCUCGCUCUAAGGGACAGGGACGAGCGGCUGGACGCCAUCUACGAGGAGAUAGAAACCGACCUAAUGCUAUUGGGUGUCACCGCCAUAGAAGACAAAUUACAGGAUGGCGUGCCUGAGACAAUCGCAAAUUUGAGCAUGGCCGGAAUGAAGAUUUGGGUUUUAACAGGGGAUAAACAAGAAACAGCAAUAAACAUCGGGUAUUCGUGUCAGCUGCUGACGGAUGACAUGGCCGAGGUGUUCGUGAUAGAUGGCGCCUCGCACGACGACGUCGAUCGCCAGCUUGCCAAGUGCAGGGACUCGAUACGCGUCGUCAACACAUUCCUACCACACGGUAGCACGGAUCCAAAGGCCAACGACACAGCGAACGGCGGCGGCAGCGUGUCGCGCCCGUCUCCCGGCCGCGCUGCGAACGUGAAGCUGAACGCGCCAGCCGUCUCCGUCGUCACAUUUAGGUGGGAACAUAACUCUUUAGCACACAGCAAUGAGUACGUGUCCGGAGGGGGACCUUACAGUACGGACACACACGAACACAAUAAUGACGACUCAAAUGGUUUCGCGAUAGUCGUCAAUGGACACUCACUCGUGCACUGUCUGCAUCCCAAGUUGGAAGAAAAGUUUUUGGAUGUCGUGUUACAAUGUCGGUCAGUGAUAUGUUGCCGCGUGACGCCCCUGCAGAAGGCGAUGGUGGUGGAACUUAUUAAGAAAAGCCGGAGAGCUGUCACUCUUGCCAUCGGAGACGGUGCGAAUGACGUCUCUAUGAUCAAAGCCGCCCACAUCGGCGUCGGCAUAUCUGGCCAAGAGGGCAUGCAGGCCGUCCUAGCGUCCGACUACUCGAUAGCGCAGUUCCGCUUCCUGCAGCGGCUGUUGCUGGUGCACGGCCGUUGGUCCUAUUACAGGAUGUGCAAGUUCCUCAGAUAUUUCUUUUACAAAAACUUCGCAUUUACCGUCUGCCACUUCUGGUUCGCGUUCUUUUGUGGCUUCAGCGCUCAGACCGUCUUCGACGAGAUGUUCAUAUCAGUAUACAACCUUUUCUACACGUCGUUGCCGGUGCUGGCGCUCGGAGUAUUCGAGCAGGACGUCUCUGACGCAACCUCGCUUCAGUUCCCCAAAUUGUACGCGCCCGGACACACCAGUCAACUCUUCAACAAAACUGAGUUCAUCAAAUCCACAUUGCACGGGUGUUUCACAUCACUCGUACUCUUUCUUAUACCAUAUGGUACUUAUAAAGACGGAUUGGCUCCGGAUGGCAAAAUAUUAUCAGAUCAUAUGCUACUCGGGAGCGUUGUUGCUACCAUAUUAAUUAUCGACAAUACAACUCAAAUAGCUUUAGACACGACAUACUGGACGGUAUUCAAUCAUGUGACCAUAUGGGGUUCGCUAGUGUCGUACUUCGUGCUGGACUACUUCUACAACUACGUGAUUAGGGGGCCCUACGUGGGGUCACUCACCGUAGCCCUCACCCAAGCGACGUUCUGGUUCACUGCUGUGCUCACUAUGAUGAUACUGAUGGUUCCGGUGGUAUCUUGGCGAUUAGCCUGGUCGUGGCGUCGGCCAACACUGGCGGAGCGUCUACGCGCCCGCACCCGGUGGCGCCGCGCUGCUGCCGCGCCCGCGCCCCGCACUCCGUCCGCGCGACGCGCUCGCCGCUCUGUACGCUCCGGGUACGCUUUUGCGCAUCAAGAGGGCUUCGGUCGCCUCAUCACUUCCGGCAAGAUCAUGCGGCGCAUACCGCACGCGGACGCCGCGCUUUCGGCGCUGGCCUCUCUGCCGGGCAAGUUCCACCCGCGGCCUUCGACGCCGCCUCCGCCUUCGCCCCCCUCGCCGACGACGCCGCCCUCGCCGCGCGCGCCCAAGCAGGACCUCGACUCGGUCGACUUAUGA
This is a messenger RNA of Leptosia nina, 4359 nucleotides long. The record is from the annotation of a GenBank genome assembly. Lineage: Eukaryota; Metazoa; Arthropoda; Insecta; Lepidoptera; Pieridae.